AUGUCUUCCAUUAUUGCUGAAAAUUUAGACAAACCUCAUGCAGUUUGCGUACCAUAUCCUGUCCAAGGCCACAUUAACCCAAUGGUAAAGUUGGCCAAAAUCUUGCAUCAUAAAGGCUUUCAUAUCACCUUUGUUAACACUGAACACAACCAUCAGCGUCUCCUUAAGUCUCGAGGCCCUGAUGGCCUCAAGGGAUUGCCAUCUUUUCGAUUUGAGACCAUCCCUGAUGGCCUCCCACCAUGUAACCCUGAUGCCACCCAAGACAUUCCUUCUCUUUGUGAAUCCACCACCACUUCUUGUUUGGGUCCUUUCAAAGAGUUGCUUGCAAAGAUCAAAAAUACUAAUGUGCCACGCGUCUCGUGUAUCAUUUCUGAUGGUUCAAUGAGCUUCACACUCUCUGUUGCUCAAGAUUUGGGCAUCCCUCAAGUUUCCUUGUGGACCCCAAGUGCUUGUGCUUUAUUAGGUUACAUGCAUUACCAUGAUCUUCUUGAGAAAGGAUACACUCCACUUAAAGAUGAAAGUUACUUGACAAAUGGGUAUUUGGAGACAACUUUGGAUUGGAUACCGGGCAUGAAAGGAAUACGUUUGAGGGAUCUUCCGACUUUCAUUAGAACUACAAAUCCAGAUGAAUAUAUGAUCAAGUACCUUAUCCAGGAAACCAAGAGAAGCAAAACGGCUUCAGCUAUUGUUCUUAAUACAUUUGAACCAUUAGAGAGGGAAGUUCUUGAAUCACUCCAGGGCCUUCUUCCUCCGAUCUAUGUUGUCGGGCCAUUGCAUUUGCUUAUGAAACAUGUUGAGGAAAAGAAUUUGGAGGAGUUAAAAUCAAAUCUAUGGAAAGAAGAAACGAAGUGUCUGGACUGGCUUGAUUCCAAGAAACGAAAUUCUGUUGUCUAUGUCAAUUUUGGAAGUAUCACUCUCAUCACUCCAAACCAACUUAUAGAAUUCGCCUGGGGACUUGCCAAUAGCCAGUUGAAUUUUUUGUGGAUAAUUAGGCCUGAUAUGGUAUCGGGCGAACAAGCAGUUUUUCCACCUGAAUUCCUGGAAGAAACUAAAGAAAGAGGGAUGCUAGCAAGUUGGUGCAUGCAAGAACAAGUCCUUAGCCACCCUGCAGUAGGAGGAUUCUUGGCUCACAGUGGAUGGAAUUCGACACUCGAAAGUGUUAGCAAUGGGGUACCCAUGAUUUGCUGGCCGUUCUUCGCAGAUCAACAGACAAAUUGUUGGCUGUGUUGCAGGCAAUGGGGAAUCGGAAUAGAGAUUGACAACAAUGUGAAGAGGGGAGAAGUUGAGAGCCUUGUGAGAGAGUUGAUGACGGGGGAGGAAGGCAAAAGGAUGAAGGAAAAGGCAUUGGAAUGGAAGAAUUUGGCUGAAGAAGCUGCUAAAAUACCAACAGGAUCAUCUUAUGUGAACAUAGACAAACUGAUCAACGAAAUUCUCCUCCCCUCCAAACAGUACUAG
Capsicum annuum is the source of this 1455-nucleotide messenger RNA. RefSeq names its product 7-deoxyloganetin glucosyltransferase-like. The record is from RefSeq and is a predicted model, not a curated record. Lineage: Eukaryota; Viridiplantae; Streptophyta; Magnoliopsida; Solanales; Solanaceae. Gene Ontology annotation, molecular function: UDP-glycosyltransferase activity. The transcript has 2 exons. Bases 1 to 1455 code for a protein of 484 amino acids.